Molecule: messenger RNA, 2368 nt
Organism: Danio rerio (zebrafish)
Lineage: Eukaryota; Metazoa; Chordata; Actinopteri; Cypriniformes; Danionidae
Gene: spast
Product: spastin
Biological process (GO): positive regulation of axon extension; cell development; microtubule cytoskeleton organization
Cellular component (GO): spindle; nucleus; membrane
Molecular function (GO): microtubule severing ATPase activity; ATP binding; ATP hydrolysis activity
Source: RefSeq, marked validated
AGACUUCCGCGAUCGAUAUAGGCGAAAACAAACCAGAGAGCCGGACAUCGCCCUGGAAUAAACUCUCCUUUCCCCAAACUCCCGGCCCGUUAUGGUAUGGAGAGCCCGAGAAGGGUGAAUGAAUUCUGGGCACAAAGCGAGACUCAGAGGAGGACGCGCUUGCGGUCCGGUGUCUGACGGGAGCGCGCGGGGGAACCGGUUGCUCUUUUACACCCGCUCCCUGUCCAGGGUCCCGGAGUGGUUGCUGCGGGUGCUGCUGCUGCUUCUUCGGUGGCUGUUUCAGCCGAUUCGACGAGCCAUGGCGGCCCGGGCCAAAGAGUGCGGCCCCGACGGCAGUGAAGAGACCGGAGAGCGGAUCCGAAACUACCACAAACAAGCCUUCGAGUUCAUUUCUGUGGCUCUGCAGAUCGACGAGGACGAGAAAGGUGAUAAGCAGAAGGCGGUGCAGUGGUACAGAAAAGGCAUCGCUGAACUGGAGAAGGGCAUCCAGAUUCAGGUCACUGGAGCUGGCGAGAAGGCAGACAGAGCCAGAAAACUCCAGGACAAAAUGAUCACCAACCUGUCCAUGGCCGAAGACCGGCUGAAGCUUCUGGGCAAUCUGCUUUCACAGUCUCCAGCAGAGAGCAGCUCUGAUGAUUCUUUCUACUCUUUCUCCAAUGGUAAUCUGCGUCCAGCUCCAGCCAGUGGAGCAGUCUCCAAGAAGAAGGACACUCUCACAAUCACAAAUCAAACUUCUCUGCGGCCCAAAAAUCCUCCCAAAUCUACCCCGAAUGCAUCAGGUCUGAACUGCACUCCCUCAGCAGCUCAGAGCAGCAGGACCGGCCCUCAAAACAAUCAGAAGGGGCCCACAGUCAAAGGCAAAAAUAAUGUUAAAGCCAGUACCACUGCCACUGCGUCACCUCAAAGGAAAAGAGACAUGAAGAACUUCAAAAAUGUGGACAGCAAACUGGCAAGCCUCAUCCUCAACGAGAUCGUGGACAGCGGGUCUGUGGUGAGGUUUGAUGAUAUAGCAGGACAGGAUUUGGCCAAGCAGGCGCUGCAGGAAAUCGUCAUCCUGCCUGCCCUACGUCCAGAGUUGUUUACUGGUCUCCGGGCUCCAGCUAGAGGACUCCUGCUCUUCGGCCCUCCUGGUAAUGGGAAAACCAUGCUGGCGAAAGCCGUCGCAAUGGAAUCGAAUGCUACUUUCUUCAACAUCAGCGCUGCCACUCUCACCUCCAAAUAUGUGGGAGAGGGAGAGAAGCUGGUUCGAGCUCUGUUUGCGGUCGCUCGAGAGCUGCAGCCGUCGAUUAUCUUCAUCGAUGAGAUCGACAGUCUGCUGUGUGAGAGGAGGGAAGGCGAACACGAUGCCAGCAGACGACUCAAAACAGAGUUUCUCAUCGAGUUUGAUGGAGUGCAGUCAGGUGGAGAUGAGCGUGUGUUAGUGAUGGGAGCCACUAACAGGCCUCAGGAGCUGGACGAGGCUGUUCUCAGGAGAUUUGCUAAACGCAUUUAUGUGGCUUUACCUACAGAGGAGACUCGACUGAAGCUGCUGAAGAAUCUCCUCAGUAAACACAGAAAUCCUCUGUCUCAGAAAGAGCUCAGUCAGCUGGCCAGGCUGACCGACGGUUACUCUGGCAGCGAUCUCACCUCUCUGGCUAAAGACGCUGCUCUCGGCCCGAUACGAGAGCUGAAGCCGGAGCAGGUGAGGAACAUGUCAGCCCAUGAGAUGCGUGACAUUCGCAUCUCUGAUUUCCUGGAGUCUCUGAAGCGGAUCAAGCGGAGCGUCAGUCCGCAGACCUUGGAUCAGUACGUGCGCUGGAACCGCGAGUACGGAGACACGACUGGCGUAUGACAACACGCGCUUCAACCACAGAUGCGGAAGAACCUUCACGAAGUGAAUCUUUCUGUCUUUUUCAUGGCUUCACUUUUGACCCGGAACAUUCAUUUUCUCUGAGAUUCUGACUGAGUGUUUCUGACCGCAGAUGACAUUCAGAGGAUUUUUUAUGCAAACUUUUGAACGUUUCUUGAUGAGUCUAAUUCUGCACCUUGAUUUGAGUAUAAUGAGAAGCACUUGUGAUCGGGAGUUUCUGUGCUGUGUGUCUCUUCUUUAUGUGUUUCACAGGAAUCAGUGUGCUGGGGUUAAUCUUACAACACGCUUGAAGAUUUAAGGAUGAAUAAAGGAUGUACAUUUGGCCUGAUAUGACAUUAUAAACACUCCUAAAGUUUCAGCAGGGGGCGUCAUCUCAGUGUCUUCCUCAAGAAACUUUCCUGAUGUAGAAAUGUUUUUUCCAAGUCUGCGGUUUUUAAUGAUGUCAGAUUUUGAAAUGUUGGGAUUUGAUUUGUUUGUAAAGUGCAUCAAAGAUUUAUAUAAAGCUUGAGUUUACUGUGG